UCUUUGGGCCCCUGAAUGAUCCCCGCCGCAGAAGAAGAGCGCCCCGCAGCCCCAACAGCGCCGCCGCGAGCAGCGCCCCCCAGCGGCCAGCCGGGAGGACGCAGGUUUCCAGAAGGACGCUUCGUACCGAACUCUGCACGGACUUCUGUGGGAAAGAUGCUGGCCAACGUUUCCAACGUGCUGAGAGCUUGUGCUCAGAGAAACAGAUGUGCAGUGGUUGUGACAGCUCGCUCCUACGCUGACUUCACAAACCAAGCCAGCUUUGAGAUAAAGAAAUGUGACCUCCACAAGCUGGACGAGGGUCCUGCCACCGAGGUGGUUCUGACCCGGGACGAGGGGCUGCAGUAUUACCGCACCAUGCAGAUCAUCAGGCGCAUGGAGCUGAAGGCAGACCAGCUGUACAAGCAGAAGAUCAUCAGAGGAUUCUGCCACUUGUAUGAUGGCCAGGAAGCUUGUGCGGUUGGUAUUGAAGCAGCCAUUAAUCUGUCCGACCACUUGAUCACUGCGUACCGCGCCCACGGCUACAGCUACACCCGGGGGGGGACUGUGAAGGAGAUCUUGGCUGAACUCACUGGGAGAAGAGGCGGCAUCGCAAAAGGCAAAGGAGGCUCGAUGCAUAUGUACACUAAACAUUUUUACGGAGGAAAUGGAAUUGUCGGCGCUCAGGUUCCUCUGGGUGCUGGUGUGGCUCUCGCCUGCAAGUAUCAGGGUAACAAUGAGCUGUGUGUCUGUCUCUAUGGGGAUGGUGCUGCCAACCAGGGUCAGAUCUUUGAAACCUAUAACAUGGCAGCUCUUUGGAAGCUGCCCCUCAUCUUCAUCUGUGAGAACAACAGGUAUGGGAUGGGCACGUCGGUGGAGCGAGCUGCAGCCAGCACAGACUACUACAAGAGGGGAGAGUUUAUUCCUGGGCUGAGGGUGGAUGGCAUGGAUGUCCUGUGUGUUCGGGAAGCAUCCAGAUUUGCGGCGGACCACUGCCGGUCUGGAAAGGGUCCCAUUCUCAUGGAGCUGCAGACGUACCGCUAUCAUGGACACAGUAUGAGUGAUCCUGGUGUCAGCUACCGCACACGUGAGGAGAUCCAGGAAGUCCGCAGUAAGAGCGACCCCAUCUCCCUGCUGAAGGACCGGAUGCUCAGCAACAACAUGGCCAGCGUGGAGGAGCUCAAGGAGAUUGACGUGGAAGUGAGGAAGAACAUUGAAGAUGCUGCUCAGUUUGCCACCACAGAUCCUGAGCCUCCUCUGGAGGAUUUGUGCAACCACAUCUUUCACGACAACCCCCCGCUGGAGGUGCGUGGCACCAACCCCUGGUCCAAGCUCAAGUCUGUUAGCUGAACUUUGGGGUUUUUUUCCCCCCCAACUCGUCGUCCGGAUGCCUCGGCCCCAAAAAUAUAUUAAGUUCCCCAUUGUGUCACCGGCAUCCCAUAAUCAUCAUAUCCAGAGCGGUAAUCAUACAUAAUCUACUUCAAAAAUGAAACAGCUGGUUACACAUUUACAAAGAUUUUCCCAGAUUUAAACGACCAGUGACAAAAACUAAGUGAUUCAAACCUGUGUGAGUUAAUUGCUAAUGCCACCUAAUGAAAUUCCGCUGUUGCAGAUGUCAGGGCUCAUUCUUCAACUUUCAGCACCGUUUACUGCCACAAAUGGGGGAUUUUUUUUUUUUUUACACUUUGAAAAGGAGCUUCCAUAGUUUGACUGCUUUAGUGUUCAUCUUCUGACAUAUGUGAUGAAUACUAAAUAGGGAGAACCAGUUGGGUGAUAUUCCAGUGAACUUGGUGUCCAGGUUAACCUCAGGUGCAUUUGAGGUUAACAGACUGUUGCCAAAAUUCCAAUAAUGUUUUCUGCAGGCGUAUAUAUUUUUAAGGAAUGUUGAACUUCUCAUUUGAAAAAUUAUUAGUGCUGGGGUAUUAUUUGAAGUUUUGAUCUCAUCUGUGCACUUAACACACCACCAGGACAAAUGAAGCUUUUUAUUAGCAAUUGGAUGUAAUAUUGCUUAUCUAACAGUAAGCACUUAAUCUUUUUGUAAAGGUGGCCCCAUGAAAGUAUGUGUAGUAGACGACACGCGUUGCUGUUGGUGCUGAGCUCUGGGCAGGUUUGGGGUGAACUAUGAUGAAUGUCAUCUGUCACUCUUCAUCUCAAGAUCCGAGCUGUGAAGAUAACGUUGUACCAUUUAUCCAUAUGUACAUGAUAAAUAACUCAGUCUGAGGAAAUCA
Messenger RNA from Cololabis saira (Pacific saury), 2207 nucleotides. It is a transcript of the gene pdha1a, whose product is annotated as pyruvate dehydrogenase E1 subunit alpha 1a. Gene Ontology annotation, molecular function: pyruvate dehydrogenase (acetyl-transferring) activity. The transcript is spliced from 12 exons. The record is from RefSeq and is a predicted model, not a curated record. Lineage: Eukaryota; Metazoa; Chordata; Actinopteri; Beloniformes; Belonidae. Gene Ontology annotation, biological process: pyruvate decarboxylation to acetyl-CoA. The coding region runs from base 16 to 1329 and encodes 437 amino acids. Gene Ontology annotation, cellular component: intracellular membrane-bounded organelle.